GUGGUUACUCGUGGGAGACGGCUUAUACAUUACUGAGCUGUUGUUGUUUUCAAUACAGUUGUGUAUUACUGACAACACUAAAGAUUGGACAAUGGCUGACAAGGAAUCUUUGAUACAGAAGGCCAAGGUACGUAGCGUUACAAUGACGCUGUGUGAAGCUGAAGAGCGGUGGCAGGACAUGGCGUUGUGCAUGAAGGAAGUGGUGGAGAUGGGCGAGGAGCUAACUGCUGAGGAGAGGAACCUGCUGGCCUUAGCCUACAACAACAUGGUGGGGUCCCGGAGGGCCGCCUUGCGGACCAUCGCGUCCGCCGAGCAGAAGGCGGCCGACGGCUCGGAAAAGCAAAAGGUGGUGACCGAGAUGAAGGAGAUGUGCGGCGAAUUCGUGGCGCUGCUGGACAAGUUCCUCAUCCCCACGUGCAAUCAUGAUGAGGGCAAAGUCUUCUACCAGAGGUUCAAGGCAGACUACCUCCGGUACCUGGCGGAGAUCAGCGAAGGCGAAGAGCAAGAAAACAUGGUGACGAAGGCCAAGGAGUCCUACGAGAAAGCGCACGAAAUGGCUGCCAAGCUGAAAGCAGCACACCCCAUUCGACUGAAAGUGGCGCUAAACUUCGCAUCGUUCCACUACGAGAUCAGGAAGAAUCCUCAAGAAGCGUUCCAGCUGGCGCUGAAGGCGUUUGAGGACUCGACAGCGGAUCCGGGCGGCAUAAAUGAAAACUCGUACAAAGACAGCACCCUCAUCAUGCAGCAACUCCGAGACAACGCCACACUAUGGAAUAGCGAGACUGAAGAUCAAGGAUAGGACUAAGUCGCCUCCUCCCCUCCAACAUAGCAAGCGCAUUUCACACAAUCGGGUCAACUCUUCUCAUACUUCUUUAGUUAACGUCAACGUCAAAGUUUUAACUUUGACGUUGACGCUGGUUCUGCCUUUUAUAACCACUGUUUUACUACUGUUGGAAUUACGAACGUCCUUUCUUUUUGACAAGAAAUAAUGAACCAUUGUUUACUUGAUCAUUUAUCUUUUUCUAAACUACAUUUUGAGCCCUUUGCAUAAUAUCAUGCUACUUGGUCCAUCGAUUUCACAAUCUGUAUGUGCUUUGUACUUUGAAGGUUACUGUGGCAGUAUCCCCUUUUACUUCCAUACAUUUCCACAACUAAACCCACUUUCGUGGAUGAAGGCAAGACGUCCAGUUAGGCUUAGGUCACAUUUCCAAACCGGGGCCCGGCCGGGAUGUUUUAAGAAACGAAAAAUUACAGUGUAUACCUAGAAACAUACCAUGAAUCUUAUUUUGACAUUUUGUGUAUUUUGAUGCAUUUCAUAUCAUUCUUUUUUUAAAUGUGACAGUCACACCGGUUUUCCUAGACGCUGGCUCUGUUUUGCUCAUAAUAAUAUCUAUAAUUGUGUAGUCUUGUGGUGUUAGUACUAGUGUUGAUUCAUAGGGGAUAUUAACUUUUCAUUAUUAUAUAUUUGGCUUGUUGUUAAGUGGGAAAAGUUGGUGUUUAGCCCGGGAGAAAGUUAUCAAUAAAGUGCUAUUUACAGUUAUAAAGUAAUGGUAUCACUUAAGUCAUACCAGUUUAAAGAGGCACUGGGUCUGUUUUGCCCAAAACAUUUAAAUCUAUGAUUGAUUAGAUUUUUGUGGUGUUAAUGUUUAGUUAUCGGUAAGCUGCUUGGUUUUGGUGUCCAGUCGGAAAAGUUGGCGUGUAGUCCGGGAGGAAGUUUUCUGUUUGCCCCAAACAUUAAAUCUAUGAUUGAUUAGACUUUUGUGAUGUUAAUGUUUAGUUAUCGGUAAGCUGCUUGGUUUGGUGUCCAGUAGGAAAAGUUGGCGUGUAGUCCGGGAGUAAGUUUUCAGUAAAGUUUUUUUUCUCCAGACACAACAUUGUGAACAUCGUUUUAUCGUUUUUAUUGUGUCCUUUAUUUGUGUCUAUUAAAUACCUUUCAUGUUGAUGUAA
Molecule: messenger RNA, 1947 nt
Organism: Branchiostoma floridae (Florida lancelet)
Lineage: Eukaryota; Metazoa; Chordata; Leptocardii; Amphioxiformes; Branchiostomatidae
Product: 14-3-3 protein zeta-like
Exons: 2
Coding region: 92-799 (235 amino acids)
Biological process (GO): signal transduction
Cellular component (GO): cytoplasm
Source: RefSeq, a predicted model, not a curated record